UCGGGCAAUUCGCCAGGCCAGGGAUGAGAGGACAUUUCACAUCUUUUACUACCUGAUUGCCGGAGCCAAGGAGAAAAUGAGAAAUGACCUGCUGUUAGAAGGCUUCAACAAUUACACGUUUCUCUCCAAUGGCUUUGUACCCAUCCCGGCGGCACAGGAUGACGAGAUGUUCCAGGAGACGCUGGAGGCCAUGUCCAUCAUGGGCUUCAGUGAAGAGGAGCAGCUGGCCAUCUUGAAGGUGGUGUCCUCCGUCCUACAGCUCGGAAAUAUAGUCUUCAAGAAGGAAAGAAACACAGACCAGGCAUCCAUGCCAGACAACACAGCUGCUCAGAAAGUUUGCCACCUUGUGGGGAUUAAUGUGACUGAUUUCACCAGAGCCAUCCUGACCCCACGUAUCAAAGUUGGACGGGACGUGGUGCAGAAAGCUCAGACCAAAGAACAGGCUGACUUUGCCAUAGAGGCCUUGGCCAAGGCCACCUACGAGCGCCUUUUCCGCUGGAUUCUCAGCCGUGUGAACAAAGCCUUGGACAAGACCCAUCGGCAGGGAGCUUCCUUCCUCGGGAUCCUGGAUAUUGCUGGAUUUGAGAUCUUUGAGGUGAACUCCUUCGAACAGCUGUGCAUCAACUACACCAACGAGAAGCUGCAGCAGCUGUUCAACCACACCAUGUUCAUCCUGGAGCAGGAAGAGUACCAGCGUGAGGGCAUCGAGUGGAACUUCAUCGACUUUGGCCUGGACCUGCAGCCCUGCAUUGAACUGAUCGAGCGGCCUAACAACCCUCCAGGUGUGCUGGCCCUGCUGGAUGAGGAGUGCUGGUUCCCCAAAGCCACUGACAAGUCUUUUGUGGAGAAGCUGUGCUCAGAGCAGGGCAACCACCCCAAGUUCCAGAAGCCCAAGCAGCUGAAGGACAAAACUGAGUUCUCCAUCAUUCACUACGCUGGGAAGGUGGACUAUAACGCAAGUGCCUGGCUGACCAAGAAUAUGGACCCGCUGAAUGACAACGUGACUUCCCUCCUCAAUGCCUCCUCUGACAAGUUUGUGGCUGACCUGUGGAAGGAUGUGGACCGCAUUGUGGGGCUGGACCAGAUGGCCAAGAUGACUGAGAGCUCGCUGCCCAGUGCCUCCAAGACCAAAAAGGGCAUGUUUCGCACCGUGGGCCAGCUCUAUAAGGAGCAGCUGGGCAAGCUGAUGACCACACUGCGCAACACCACACCCAACUUCGUGCGCUGCAUCAUCCCCAACCAUGAGAAGAGGUCUGGCAAGCUGGACGCGUUCCUGGUGCUGGAGCAACUGCGGUGCAAUGGUGUGUUGGAAGGUAUCCGCAUCUGCCGCCAGGGCUUCCCCAACAGGAUCGUUUUCCAAGAGUUCCGCCAACGCUAUGAGAUCCUGGCAGCGAACGCCAUCCCCAAAGGCUUCAUGGAUGGAAAACAGGCCUGCAUUCUCAUGAUCAAAGCUCUGGAACUCGACCCCAACUUGUACAGGAUUGGGCAGAGCAAAAUCUUCUUCCGCACUGGGGUCCUGGCACACCUGGAGGAGGAACGAGACUUGAAGAUCACCGAUGUCAUCAUGGCCUUCCAAGCCAUGUGUCGUGGCUACCUGGCCAGAAAGGCCUUCACCAAGAGGCAGCAGCAGCUGACAGCCAUGAAGGUGAUCCAGAGGAACUGUGCCGCCUACCUCAAGCUCCGCAACUGGCAGUGGUGGAGGCUCUUCACCAAAGUGAAGCCAUUGCUCCAGGUGACGAGGCAGGAGGAGGAGAUGCAGGCCAAGGAGGAGGAAAUGCAGAAGAUCAAGGAACGGCAGCAGAAGGCAGAGACAGAGCUGAAGGAGCUGGAACAGAAACACACGCAGCUGGCUGAGGAGAAGACCCUGCUUCAGGAGCAGCUGCAGGCAGAAACAGAGCUGUACGCAGAGGCUGAGGAGAUGCGUGUGCGGCUAGCAGCCAAGAAGCAGGAGUUGGAAGAGAUCCUGCAUGAGAUGGAGGCCCGCCUGGAGGAGGAGGAAGACCGAGGGCAGCAACUGCAGGCUGAGAGGAAGAAGAUGGCCCAGCAGAUGCUGGACUUGGAGGAGCAGCUGGAGGAGGAGGAGGCUGCCAGACAGAAGCUGCAGCUCGAGAAGGUCACAGCUGAGGCCAAGAUCAAGAAACUGGAAGAUGACAUCUUGGUCAUGGACGAUCAGAACAACAAGCUGUCAAAAGAACGAAAGCUUCUUGAAGAGAGGGUUAGUGACCUGACGACAAAUCUAGCAGAAGAGGAAGAAAAAGCCAAGAACCUCACAAAGCUGAAGAACAAACAUGAGUCCAUGAUCUCAGAGCUGGAGGUGAGGCUGAAAAAGGAGGAGAAGAGCCGGCAGGAGCUGGAGAAGCUGAAAAGGAAGCUGGAGGGCGAUGCCAGUGACUACCACGAGCAGAUCGCUGACCUGCAGGCGCAGAUCGCAGAGCUCAAGAUGCAGCUGGCCAAGAAGGAGGAAGAACUGCAGGCGGCCCUUGCCAGGCUGGACGAUGAGAUUGCGCAGAAGAACAAUGCCCUGAAGAAGAUCCGGGAGCUGGAGGGCCACAUCUCAGACCUACAGGAGGACCUGGACUCUGAGCGAGCUGCUAGGAACAAGGCUGAGAAGCAGAAAAGAGACCUGGGGGAGGAGCUGGAGGCGCUGAAGACAGAGCUGGAGGAUACGCUGGACAGCACAGCCGCUCAGCAGGAGCUCAGGGCGAAGAGAGAACAGGAGGUAACAGUGCUGAAGAAGGCCCUGGACGAGGAGACGCGAUCCCACGAGGCCCAGGUCCAAGAGAUGAGGCAGAAACACACGCAAGCAGUAGAGGAACUCACGGAGCAACUGGAGCAGUUCAAAAGGGCCAAGGCGAAUCUGGACAAGAGUAAACAGACGCUGGAGAAGGAGAACGCAGACCUGGCAGGAGAGCUGCGUGUCCUGGGCCAGGCGAAGCAGGAGGUGGAGCACAAGAAGAAGAAGUUGGAGGUGCAACUGCAGGAUCUGCAGUCUAAGUGCAGCGACGGGGAGCGCGCCAGGGCUGAGCUCAACGAUAAGGUUCACAAGCUGCAGAAUGAAGUGGAGAGUGUCACAAGCAUGCUCAAUGAGGCAGAGGGUAAGGCCAUCAAGCUGGCCAAGGACGUGUCAUCCCUUGGGUCCCAGCUUCAGGAUACCCAGGAGCUACUUCAAGAAGAAACCAGGCAGAAACUCAAUGUGUCCACCAAGCUGCGUCAGUUGGAGGAUGAGCGGAACAGCCUGCAGGACCAGCUGGACGAAGAGGUGGAGGCCAAGCAGAACCUGGAGCGACAUAUCUCCACCCUGAACAUCCAGCUCUCAGACUCAAAGAAGAAGCUGCAGGACUUUGCCAGCACCGUGGAGGCCAUGGAGGAAGGGAAGAAGCGGUUCCAGAAGGAGAUUGAGGGCCUCACCCAGCAAUAUGAGGAGAAGGCCGCUGCUUACGACAAACUGGAGAAGACCAAGAACAGACUUCAGCAGGAGCUGGACGACCUGGUCGUCGAUUUGGACAACCAGAGGCAACUGGUGUCCAACCUGGAAAAGAAACAGAAGAAGUUCGAUCAGUUGUUAGCAGAGGAGAAGAACAUCUCUUCUAAGUAUGCAGAUGAGAGGGACCGAGCUGAGGCAGAGGCCCGGGAAAAGGAAACGAAGGCCUUGUCCCUGGCCCGUGCUCUUGAGGAGGCCCUGGAAGCCAAAGAAGAGCUGGAGAGGACCAACAAGAUGCUCAAAGCUGAGAUGGAAGACCUGGUCAGCUCCAAGGAUGAUGUGGGCAAGAAUGUGCAUGAACUAGAAAAGUCCAAGCGUGCCCUGGAGACCCAGAUGGAGGAGAUGAAGACACAACUAGAGGAGCUGGAGGAUGAACUACAGGCCACCGAGGAUGCCAAGCUGCGGCUGGAGGUCAACAUGCAGGCCCUCAAGGGCCAGUUUGAGCGGGAUCUCCAGGCCCGGGAGGAGCAGAAUGAGGAAAAGAGGAGGCAGCUACAGCGGCAGCUGCAUGAGUACGAGACAGAACUGGAAGAUGAGAGGAAGCAGAGGGCUCUGGCAGCAGCUGCCAAGAAGAAGCUGGAAGGAGACCUGAAAGACCUGGAGCUCCAGGCUGACUCGGCCAUCAAAGGAAGGGAGGAAGCCAUUAAGCAGCUUCGGAAGCUGCAGGCUCAAAUGAAGGACUUCCAAAGAGAGCUGGACGAUGCCCGUACCUCCAGAGAUGAGAUCUUUGCCACCGCAAAAGAGAACGAGAAGAAAGCUAAGAGCCUGGAGGCUGACCUCAUGCAGCUCCAGGAGGACCUGGCAGCAGCAGAGCGGGCUCGUAAGCAGGCUGACCUAGAGAAGGAGGAGCUGGCUGAGGAGCUGGCCAGCAGCCUGUCAGGAAGGAAUACGCUGCAGGAUGAAAAGCGUCGCUUGGAGGCCAGGAUCGCCCAGUUGGAGGAGGAGCUGGAGGAGGAGCAGGGCAACAUGGAGGCCAUGAGUGACCGGGUCCGCAAGGCUACCCAGCAGGCUGAACAGCUGAACAGUGAGCUGGCUACGGAGCGCAGUGCCGCUCAGAAGAAUGAGAGUGCACGGCAGCAGCUGGAGCGGCAGAACAAGGAGCUCCGUAGCAAGCUGCAGGAGAUGGAGGGUGCAGUCAAGUCCAAGUUCAAGUCCACCAUCGCAGCGCUGGAGGCCAAGAUCGCACAGCUGGAGGAGCAGGUUGAACAGGAGGCUAGAGAGAAGCAGGCGGCCACCAAGUCACUGAAACAGAAGGACAAGAAGCUCAAGGAGGUCCUGCUGCAGGUGGAGGAUGAGCGCAAGAUGGCAGAGCAGUACAAGGAACAGGCGGAAAAAGGAAAUGUCAAGGUCAAGCAGCUCAAGAGGCAGCUGGAGGAGGCGGAGGAGGAGUCCCAGCGCAUCAACGCCAACCGCAGAAAGCUGCAGCGGGAGCUGGAUGAGGCCACUGAGAGCAACGAGGCCAUGGGGCGUGAGGUGAACGCGCUCAAGAGCAAGCUUAGAGGGCCUCCCCCACAGGAAACUUCGCAGUGACCCACCAGGUUGAGGCAUCCCCAUCGAGGCACACAGCCCUAACAGACAUGACUUCUGUCUGGCCUGGGUCACAAGUCAGGAAUAACAAAGCACAGGACCACAGUGAACCACAGCCCAGAAACGUAUGUCCUCACAGCUAAGCGUGCACAUCCCUGUCCACAAAGGACGUAAGCUCUGGCUGCCAUGGCACAGAUCAGGGCUUUGUGUGGCUUGAACUUGAGCUUGCCGCUCACUGCAUUUCAGCUGCUGCCUGCAGGAGUCUUUUCUGGAGGCCUCAUGGGCUUGAACAUGUUCAAAGACAGAAGAAUGGAUGUCCAAGACUCAAGAAAGCACAUGUGGCCUUGUCAAGAGAGGACACAGGGGCCUCUGCUUCUCUGGAAUUUUAAGCACUUUUUAUUUUGCACGGUGUAGUCAGGCAACUGAUGCUUGGAGUUCCCAACCUCUUACCCCGGGGCCAAGGAUACCCUCAUGUAUAUUCAUCUUUUCGAGAAACACAACUUUGCUCUUGCGACCAAAUACUUAAAGCUGAGUUGGGUAUUGCAGAGAGCAUCAGUGGGGGAUGCAUGGUGAGCAGCAGAGCGUCCAGUCAGCAGGGGCUUUGGCUUUGCCUACAGUGCCUGGGAUAAGCUCCUAGUCUUUAGAAGGACCCUUGGGUCUCCAGGAUGAGCCCCUUUAAAACCUUUGCAGAGGGUCCCUUACUUCCUGUAAUAGCAAGUCAGCCUCAAUCUUUUGUCUAGGAUUUGAAACAACUUCCUCCAAAAGAAACCCUUGAAAGCAUGCCCUUGCAGACAUCAGCUGAUCAGAGAGCUUUUGAUGACCUGGGCAUGACCUUCUGAGGUUACAGGGCAAAUUGAUGCCUUAAACCUUUCUAGCUAGAAAAUACAGACCCAUUCCAAAAGGCAAAAACAGUGUCUAGAACCUUGAAGUAGACUUAGGCACUGUUUCCAGCCCUACACCACCAUUCAUCGGGUUCUGAAGCCAGAGGUGUGAGGGGGAGGGCAGCUGACCUUCACCUCUCCACCCUGUACUGUAGAACCCUCCUCUCUGACCUACAGCACUGAGAGGAAAUGGGGGUGGGCAGUUCACCCUCGAAUGAAGCUGAAGCCUAAAAGUUUCCCCCUAAAGUUGGCCUGGGAGUCUUAAUUUGGUAGUGACUACAACUUUAAGUAUUUAUUCCUGAUCACUGCACCUCGGGAAACCCCAAAAGACACGAGUUGGGGGUUCCCCUACCUGGCGAUCAUGAAUCUCUGGGCCUCGCUUGUGCCUCUGGGUGUUACCUGUCUGAGUUUUUCCUUUGGGCUCAGUGGGUGGGCUCACCUUCCUGGCUUCUCCCUCCAGCCUUCCUGUGGCGAACAGGUUGCUUUUGUCACCUGAAUUCAGCUUGCUUUAGGUGUCCUAAAUUGACUUAGUACCUGUCCUCUGAUUCAGGUCAAAGAAGGCCACGAUGGCCAGGGCCCAUGAAGAGCACAUGUUGGCUCACUGAGAAUCCACAUAAGCAUUUCUGUCAAAUAGCAAAGGUUAACUAACUGCAAAUGACUCUGUACUCCCCCCUCCCAUCUAAAGCUGCAUGUUAUGUGACCAGCCCCAUGUGUGAAAUCAGGUGGACCCGGAUAGCUAGGAGGGGGCCAGAAGACAGGACAGUGAGAACACAGGGCUGCCCUGUCCACUGGAGCAAAUAUCAACCUCAGAUUCACAUAAUUUUUCAAACAAGUAUUCAUUGAGCACUCAUUUUGUUAGAUAUCUGGCCACCAUGCUAAGCAAAAACACUCUCAAGCCUGACACCAUCUCCACCGUGGCAGAACACAGUCAGAAACACCAUACCAGCAGGGGGCGCUGUCGAGUCCUUCCCUGUCUGCCUUUGGGGUCCAUUUUGAAAUUAUUUUUUGUCUUUUUUUGAGACAGGGUCUC
This is a messenger RNA of Nannospalax galili (Upper Galilee mountains blind mole rat), 6919 nucleotides long. It is a transcript of the gene Myh11, whose product is annotated as myosin heavy chain 11. The transcript has 35 exons. Gene Ontology annotation, molecular function: cytoskeletal motor activity; actin filament binding; ATP binding. The record is from RefSeq and is a predicted model, not a curated record. Bases 77 to 5011 code for a protein of 1644 amino acids. Gene Ontology annotation, cellular component: myosin complex. NCBI's taxonomy places the organism in Eukaryota, Metazoa, Chordata, Mammalia, Rodentia, Spalacidae.